GAGUUCAUUCAUCUUUUCAAUCUUCAAUAUAAAACGCUGUUGUCGGUGGUCGAACAGUACUCUUCAGUGGUUGGAUGUCUGACUAACACACUAGCUCUCACCCCUCUUCUCUCUUCUUCUCUCCUCUUUUCUGACUCUUUCCCGCUCUCUCUCGCUCAGGGUGAGCCAGGUGUCCCAGGUCAGAGGGGCACCCCAGGGGAGCGAGGUCGCCCUGGACCCCCUGGCAUAGGGGGGUAUUCCUCCAAGGCUGAUACCCCAGUGAUGGGCCCAGUGGGACCCAGGGGAGAGAGGGGGACCCCUGGCCCACCAGGCACUGCAGGGUCCCCUGGACCUCCAGGAACACCAGGCAACGAGGUGAGACCUUAGCUACUGGGGUGAAUUGCAUCGAUUAUGAAUUGAUCACUUGUUAUGUUCGUGUUUGUUUCACAAUGUCUAAUGAAACACUAAACCAACAUUUUGGUCAAAAGACUAAAACCCAAAAGUGGUGGUUAGGUCUUCUCUUAUGUCCCUCACGCUCUCUCUCUAAUCCACAGCCUGUGGUCAACUAUGACAACAUCAAGGACUUCAUUCGCCAGCAGGUCAUCAAGAUAUUUGAUGGUGAGAAUGUGGUCUUCUUUUCGUUUAGGUUUAUCACCCAUACUUUGCAAAGAUCUGGCCGUAUUUCCUAAUUGAGCAGUGGGAGAGAAUGUAAAUAGCUUUAUUGAUUAUUAGGUGGUUUAUCAACUGGAGUUGUACUGUAUCCCUCAACAGAGAGGAUGGCCUACUUCAUGUCUCGUAUGCAGCAGCCACAAGAGGUAUCGUCCCCCGGUCGUCCUGGCCCCCCAGGGAAGGAUGGUAACCCAGGUAGAGAUGGGACUCCAGGGGCCCCAGGUCAGCCAGGACAGAUAGGCAGAGAGGGCCGCCAAGGAGUCCUGGGACCACAGGGUGAGUCUAGACUUCACUUGAUUCCUUUUGUCGUAAGGCCUGAAUACCCUGAAUACCACGGUCAUGAUAAAUACGUAGGAGUUCAUAAACAGUUAUGACAAGUGAUGUCAGUUUAGCGUAACAUAAAGGUUAGCUACUCUCUCAAGUGAUGUCCUCUGUCAUGUCUGCAGGUCCACAAGGUCUGAAGGGAGAGAAAGGUGACAAGGGUGUAGGAGAGAUGGGUGACAGUGGACCCCCAGGAGCACCAGGUAAGACGCCACAUCAGCCUGUCUAAAUGUUUAACUCUCCACUAUCCUGCCAAAGCUUCAAUAAGUUAGAUCUUUCAACUGCUCUGCUCUUUUAUAAUCACUGUGCAUCCAGUGCUUCAAUGAUGCCCUCUGUCCCUUCCUCCCCAUGCCCCAGGUGUCCCAGGCCCCCCAGGCUAUGGCAAGAUGGGCCCCAGUGGCCCCGUGGGUCAGCAGGGGGUCCCUGGAGUCUCAGGAACCCCUGGACAGCCGGGCCAGAAGGGCAGGGAGGGCCGGUGUAACCCCUCUGACUGUAUGAGCCAACCAAUAGAGUGGAACCCUAAGGGCCCUCCCGUCAAGGGCCCCUACUAG
Messenger RNA from Coregonus sp. 'balchen', 1520 nucleotides. Lineage: Eukaryota; Metazoa; Chordata; Actinopteri; Salmoniformes; Salmonidae. The record is from the annotation of a GenBank genome assembly.